Molecule: messenger RNA, 720 nt
Organism: Hydra vulgaris (swiftwater hydra)
Lineage: Eukaryota; Metazoa; Cnidaria; Hydrozoa; Anthoathecata; Hydridae
Source: RefSeq, a predicted model, not a curated record
GACUUUUGAAAAAAUGGUGAGGUGUUGUUCCCAACUCGAAUACAGUUUAUUAGUUGAGGAAUUUAAAGAUGCUGGGCCAGAGCUUCAAUGUUAUUUUGAUCGUAAUUGGAACACUGUUUCAAUAAUUCCGAUGUUUGCAGGGUUUAGCCGCUUAGGUAAACUUCAUUUGGAUAAUCACACAACAAAUCGCCUUGAAAGCUUUCAUUCAAAAAUUAAGAAAAUCAUCAAUUCUUCUAAAAUAAAAAUGUCUUUUUUAGUUGAAAAGUUGCUUAGUAUUGCAUUAAUUCGUUCUGUUGAAACAAAACAUAGUCAUUUUAAUUCCACAAUGAAGAUACCAGUACGAACCCCUGAAGAUCUUCUGGAUGCUCUUGGAAAAGUGUCUUUAUAUGCUCUUAAAAAAAUGAUAAAACAAUUACACUUGAUGAAAUCCAGUGAUGCCACUUAUGAAGUCUCUUGCAAUGAUUUUAUUUUUAAUGAGCGGGAAAACUUUAUAAAAUGCUCAUCUGAGUCUUGUACUUGUGAUGUUUUCAACGGAAUCGGCAUACCAUGUUGGCAUAUUUUCUUUGUCCGAAAAACCCUUGCGUUGCAUAUUUUUGACAUUAAAUUAGUUAAUAUGAGAUGGGUUUUAAACUCAACUGUAGAACCGUUAAAAGUUUCUUCUAAAGUUACUUUUUCUUACUAUAUAUUUAUUAUUUAAACUAUUUUUCUUACUAUAUAUAU